This is a messenger RNA of Naegleria gruberi, 8457 nucleotides long. RefSeq lists its product as uncharacterized. The record is from RefSeq and is a predicted model, not a curated record. The transcript has 10 exons. The annotation marks the transcript as partial. Gene Ontology annotation, biological process: motor neuron axon guidance. Lineage: Eukaryota; Heterolobosea; Eutetramitea; Acrasida; Naegleriidae.
AUGUGGUGCUUCUAUUCAACAACAUCAAAGAAUGAGGUCAUAGCCUUAUUACUUUGUUUUUUGAUAAUUAUUUUGAAUAUUAGCAAUAAUAAUGUGGCGUGCACAGGAACCUACAAAUCCAUGGUAAUUGGAGGAAUGUCUAGUGCUUUGAACAAUGUACCAAUCUCAAGUAAUCAAGUUUCUCCUGGAUAUAUUUAUUUAGAUGCUACGGCCGGAGUAUUGUACACGACCGAGUCAGCAACAAUUAGAAAGAUUACUCUUUCAUCAGGUAUUAUUUCAACUGUUGUUGGAAGUGGUACAUAUGGAUCAACAUACACAACUGAUCCCACAACGACUCAAAUGAGUACACCAAAAAGCUUAAUAAGAUGGAAAACAGACUUAAUUUGGAUUGAUGGAACAGUUAGAAUUAGAAAAUUAGAUUCAUCCACUGGUCAAGUUUCGGUAAUUUUUGGUGCUGGAAUUGGAAACUCUGACAAUACUGUUUCAAAUCCUCUCUUGGUUCAAACCGGUUCUUCUUCCUCAAUAACUGUAGAUCCUUCAGAUAACAUUUAUUAUGCAGAUUAUAACAAUCGGCUGAUUAGAAAAAUUGAUGGAACAACCAAUGCAGCUAGUGUUUACAAAACUGGUUUAAUAGGUUUUGCAAUGCAAAUCAAAUAUUGUAAUGGAGGUCUUUAUGUUUAUGUAUCUGCCAGUAAAAACUAUAUUCAAAAAUUGACUGAAAGUGGAGGAACUAUUAAUGUCACAACAGUUGUUGGAAAUGGUGCUUCAAAAAGUACAGGUAUUUCUGGAACCUCGUAUCUAAUGGAUACAACUAACUAUCCUACCAAGAUGGACUGCUACAAUAAUGAGCUUUAUUGGAAUGCAUAUGAUUAUAGCAUUAGAAAACUAACAACCGAUGGAAUUGUGCAACAAGUUUUGGGUAAUGGAUAUAGAGGUGAGUCAGCAGAUGGAACUAUUACACCAUCUUCAAUAAUUGGUUUCAUUGAAUACUUAACUAUUGAUCCAACAAAUGGUGAUCUUUACUUUGCUGAAAAUUCUUACAACAUUAGAAAACUUGUUGGAACUACUUUGUCUUCUUUUUUGCACUACAGAAACGUGUUGAAUGAAGGAAAUGCCAAAACUCUUAAAUUGGCUCCAAGUGCAAUUGCUUUAUACAGCGAUGGAUUUUAUAUGGCUGACUCAACCAGUAUUAAGUUUUACAAUUUAACAAGUUCAACAAUUAAGCAUUACGCAGGAUUUUUUUAUCUUCCUUAUAAUAACAAAGCCCCAAGUGGAUCUGACAAUAUUGGAGGUUCAUAUGUGACUGCUAGAUAUUCUAACAUUAUAUCUAUGACAUGCACUCCAACUGGAGAUAUCUAUUUGAUCGAUUCUUAUUCUACUGGAAUAUAUAUCAAAUUACUUUCUAAAAGCACUGGUUUAGUAACGGUUGUAGCUGGUGUAUCAGCUGGACCAGUAUGUGCUAAUGGAAACACUCCAACUGCUUGUACUAUUAUUUCUGUCAAAUAUGUAAAAUAUUACAAUGGUGAGGUCUAUUUUGCAUUAGACAGUUACAUUUACAAAAUCAACUCUUUAACUGGCAAGAUUGAAGUUGUUUUGGGAGGGGGUGCUUCCACUUCUGAUGGUGCAUCUUCAUCAGCAAAUAUUGCAUCACUAUUUUUCACAGCUUCAACAGUUACAACAAUUUGUACUACCUCUUCUGUAUCAAUCAAAGACUUUUUUGUAAACGACAACGGUAAUGUAUACUACACUGACAGUGGUGCGCUUAAACUUUUCACACCCUCUGCUGCCAAUGCUAACACGGGCACAAUAUCGUCAUAUGCUGGCAAUAGUGCUGGCACAUUUAAUGAUGGAGAAACUCUGGCCAAUACCAAGUUCAAUACACUUGUAGGCUUAGCUUUUGCCAGCGAUAGCAAUUUGAUGGUAAUUGCAGAAAUCGAUGAACUCAGAAAAAUUUACCUUGCAUGUGAUGUGAAUUAUGCUGGAGGUUAUUGUAAUCUCUGUUCAACUGGUUAUUUCAAUUCAAAUUGUUCUUCUUGGACAUGUAAUGGAUAUUCAAACUCUAUUACCACUGGUUGUUCUAAUCAAGGCACUUGUACAGCAUAUAAUUCCUGUAGCUGCUCAUCAAAUUAUUAUGGUGCCAAUUGCUCAGUCACAACAUGUAAUGGAAUCUUUUCUAAUUCAAGUCAGGUUUGUUCAGGAUAUGGUACAUGUUCAACAUUUAAUUCAUGUUCAUGUUUUUCAAAUUAUUAUGGAUCUAAUUGUGAAGAUUUUGAUUGUUACUUUGUAGCAAAAACCAAUUCCAGUGUUUGUUCAGGGCAUGGUAUUUGUAUGGAUUAUAAUUCGUGUUCAUGUUCUUCAAAUUAUUAUGGAUCUAAUUGUUCAAUUACAACAUGUUAUGGGACUUUACAAAACGACUCAUCUAUUUGCAAUUCCCAUGGUUCAUGUGUUGGAUUGGAUUCAUGUCAAUGUAACUCAGACUAUGGAGGUCCACAAUGUCAAUACCCAUAUUGCUUUGGAAAAUUGUCAAACGAAACAUCAGUUUGUUCUGGACAUGGAACAUGUUCUGGUGUUGAUACAUGUUCCUGUUCUCCUAAUUUCGAAGGAAACCAAUGUCAACUACUCAAAUGUAAUGGCAUUUCAAAGGAUGACCCAUCAGUAUGUUCAUCUAAUGGCACUUGUGUGGGUGGUAUUUGUCAAUGCAACACUAUGUACGGAGGAGAUUGGUGUGCUCUCCCAAAAUGUUUCAAUAUUCUUUCAAACUCAUCACUGGUUUGUUCCUCACAUGGUCAAUGUAACUCUCCAAAUAAUUGUACGUGCAAUCAAAAUUGGGCAGGUGUAGAUUGUUCAUCACCAAUUUGUUUUGGAAAAGGUCUAAAUGGUGCUUGUUUAAACCGUGGUAAUUGCUCUCAAGUGGAUCAAUGUGCAUGUAAUGUCGGAUAUUUUGGAAUGGAAUGUGAAUUCCACACAUGUUCAGGAGUUGAAUAUAAUUCAUCACAGGUCUGUAGUGGACAUGGUGAUUGUCUUUCAUUAAAUAAGUGUAAUUGUACAGCUGGAUACUUUGGAGCAGACUGUUCAUUGAAUGCGGCUGUUACAGUCCAAACUUUUGAAUGCUUUGGCAUUUCAAGUCUUGAAGAUACAGUUGUUUGUUCUGGAAAAGGUGAAUGUAUAGGAAAUGAUUUAUGUAAAUGCUUAAUUGGAUUUUUUGGAUCUAAAUGUAAUAUAACAAGUUGUAAUGGAAAGAGACAAGAUGAUCCAACUGUUUGCAGUGGAAAGGGCAAAUGUUUUGAAGAUGGUCAUUGUCAAUGCUCUUAUGGAUAUGGAGAUAAAGAUUGUCAGGUUAAAACUUGUUUUGGUAAAACUUCACUCGAUCCAAGUGUUUGUUCAGGAAGAGGUGUUUGUACUGAUAUUGACACCUGUCAAUGUUUUUCAUCAAACGGUGUCAGUAUAAAGAUUACUGGUGAUGAAUGUGAAAACUUACUUUGCAAAGGAGUAUACAAUAAUGUUGAAGAUUUUUAUUCAAGCAAUGAUUAUAGAGUUUGCUCAAAGCAUGGUAACUGCUCAACAAGAGGAUGUUCCUGUGUUGCGGGAUAUUACGGAGAUAAGUGUGAAAUGUUUAAUUGCAACUCUAUUGCCAAGAAUAACUCAAAUGUUUGCUCAGGACAUGGUAACUGUGUUGGAAUUAACACUUGCUCAUGUUUUAGAGAUAGUGCUAAUGGUUUCUAUUCUGGAUCUGAUUGUAACAUUUGUCAUCCUGCAUAUGCUGGUCCAAAUUGUAAUGUUAAAACAUGUACUGGUUCAACUUGCUUGAAUGGUGGCUCUUGUGGAACUGAUAAUAGCUGUGAUUGUAUUGGAAACUUUACUGGAUUGAUUUGUGAAACUUGUAAAUCCAAUAGUUAUGGAUCACAAUGUAAUGUCUAUUGUAAUAGUCAAUCAACUUGUAAUGGACAUGGUCAAUGUGGAUCCAAUGGACAAUGUAUUUGUUUUUCAGAUUCCAAGAAUGGUUAUUGGAAUGGUAGCUCAUGCAACUCGUGUCAGACUGGUUACUUUGGAAGCGAUUGUUUUACUUAUUUUGAAUCAUUCAACUCAACCUAUGUCAAUGAAAUUUAUUCUCAGGUUACGGAUUACUUUGAUGGUGUGAUAUUUAAGCUAUUUGCUCCACCUUCCUAUUUACCAAACUCUGUUCCAUGUUCAAAACUUAUUUACAUAGAUGAUCAACCAUUAUUCGGCACAGAACUUAAAUGUUUCUGGAUUAAUAAGGCAAACGGUGAUUUCAAGAUUCAGUUCGAUUAUGAUUUUACUCUAAACUCUUCGUCAGUCAUAGGAAACCAGUUUAGAGUGAACAGAAAUCUAUUUACUACACUUACAAGAAGAUUGAACAAACUUGGAGCUUUUUCUACAAGAACCAUCAUAGAUGACACUAUUAUUUAUUUAAUGCCUCCAAAUACUGUCAAAAGUCCAGUUGCUGAUGUGAAGUCAUCAAAAAGAAUUUACAGUGAAACAGAAGAUAUAAUAUUUAGUGGAUCAUACUCUUUCUCUGGAGAUAGGAAAGAACUGGAGUAUACUUGGAAGAUUGAGGGAAACUCUAUCAAUUCAACUAUUGAAAAUUUCUUAAAAUCCAACAAGCAAGCAACCAUUAAGAUUGAUAAGGGAUUACUAAAACUGGGAGUUUACAAGUUGACACUAGUUGUGAGAAGUACAGUAACAAAUGAAUUCAGUUCGAUUAAUAUUUUCACAUUCCAAAUUAUUGAAUAUCAAGUUCCUUCAGUGGUAAUUUCAGGUAGUAAGAUUAUUAGACAAAAGUCAACUGAAAAGUCGGUUCAUAUCAAAAAGACAACUACAAUUCCAGACCAUUUGAAGAAUGAAACAAUUAAUAUUGAAUGGGAACAAAUUGAGGGUCCAUCCCUUUCAUUCAAGAGGGACGCUUACAAUAAUUUGAUUAUUGACAGUUUCAUUAAGGGAAAGUGGAAAUUCGUUUUCCAAAUUUCAAUUACAGCUGCACAAAAUUCAAGUUUAUCAUCGAGCGAUUAUGUGAUAAUUUACACAGAACAACCUGACCUUUCACUUUAUCUUUCAUUGAAGAGAGUGAGUAAUUAUUCAUCAACAAUUCAAGUCAAUUAUCAAGAUCCAGAAAACAACACAGACGAAUCUGAAUUAUGGCAAUGGUCGUGUGUCAAUUCUGAAACUGGUGGUUAUUGUGGAGAUGGUGUUGUUGACAAAAUGUCUUUCCAUUCCAAGAAUCAUUUAACUCUCUUCAAUGUUGACAAAUCUGACUUUUCCGUUUCAACUUUACAGAAACCAACUUUUACUCUAAGCAUUACAAAAGGAGAAAGAAAGGUUUCAUGUUCUAUUACUUUGAAUUUUGUUCAUUUUCCUCCGAUUCUCAAUAUUAUUGACAUUUCUCCAGACUUUAAAUCUGUUGUCAAAAGUGAUGAGAAGUUUUCCAUUGAAGUCUCUCACUCAAAACAGGAUUUAUCAGAUUCAUCACUUUCUAUUAAAACUGAAUGGAAGAUUGACAACUCCAUUGUUUCUGAGAGUAAAACUAUAAGAAUAGAAUCAAGAGAUUCUUUUUUGACAACCACAAUGUUAUCAACUUCAAGUUAUGUUCAAGUUGUGAGUAAGAAUACACAAAGUGCUAUUAUUAUUGAUGCUAGGGAAUUUGAUGAAGGAACUGAAAAUAGUAUUGCAUUGAAAGUUUCGUAUGUUCAAACAAAUGAAUCUAAUAUUGUUAAUGGUAUUGAAAUUGCUUCUACCGAAAUUUCAACAACAAUUACAAAAGGAACUCAACCACAAAAAUGUCCAUGUAGUAUUACACCUUCUAAUGGCGUUUCCAUGGAAACAGAAUUCAAAGUUUUAUGUGUAAAUUGUCAAAAUGAACGAAAUACUAUCCAAAUCACCCAAGGAUAUGUAGAUAGUGACACUGGAAUCAAAAUUCAAGUACCAGUCUCAAAGGAGGAUACUGUUAAAAUCCCUGCUGUGGUAUCCUCUUGUUCAAAUACUCCACAAUCUGCACCUGUUAAAUGGUUCGUUGAAUUGACUGAUACCCAAUCUGGAGAAUCAAGAAUCAUGUUCACAAAUAUUACAGUGACAACAGUUGUGGUAAACACAGUCGAAGAGAUUUGGCAACGGGUGUCCAAUCAAACAACCGAAAUCAUUUUAGCCAUCAUUCAAGAUGGUAAUCCAAUUGAAAGUAUUUCACAAACUGUUAAUACAAUCGUUUCAACAAGUCAAUUGUUGCAAAGUUUACCACAAGUUCAACAUCAAGAUUCUGAAACAAUUACUAAAAUUCAAACUCAACUUCUUAGUACACUUACAAGUGCUGUGGAAACUACAAGAGUGGAAACCUCAAUUGAGUCAACUUUAUCAAUGGUUGUUUAUGCUGUUUAUUCUGUGAUUAAGUGCGAUGAAAUUAUUGUUCCAGUAGUUAUUGAUAAGUCAAUUUCUAUUUUGAAUGAAGUAAUUGACCAAGCACUUAAGAGUAAUCUUCAAAUUUCAACUGAAACAAGUCAAACUGUCUUGUCAAUUGUUGAGAAUUUGCAAAAGACUGUUGAAAAUAUUACAUCAACUCUUGAACAACUCAUUAUUUACGAUCAAUUGGUUAAUGUGACUGAACAACUUGCUUAUUCAGUUGUUAAGGAACAAACUGUGAGUGCUGAUCCGGUUGUUUUACAAACUUCUUCUUUAUCUGUCCAAGUGGACAAGAUUUAUUUCACCGAUCUCUCAGACUUUGUCAUUUCAUCCAUUCCAACAGAAAUGGAAGAUGAUCCAACUGUUUGCAGUGGAAAGGGCAAAUGUUUUGAAGAUGGUCAUUGUCAAUGCUCUUAUGGAUAUGGAGAUAAAGAUUGUCAGGUUAAAACUUGUUUUGGUAAAACUUCACUCGAUCCAAGUGUUUGUUCAGGAAGAGGUGUUUGUACUGAUAUUGACACGUGUAUAUGCCAGUUGAGAUAUGGAGGUAAAGAUUGUCAAGAUUAUCAAGACACAACUUGUUAUGGCAUUUCUUCUAUGGAUGCAAAAGUUUGUUCAGGAAGAGGUACUUGUUUAGAUAUUGAUAAGUGUUCCUGCUUGUCAAUUUAUGGAGUCAAGAUUACAGGUGAUUCUUGUGAAAACUUACUUUGUAUAGGUAUUUAUAAUGGCGUUGAAGAUUAUUACUCAAGUACUGAUUUUAGAGUUUGUUCAAAUCAUGGUAAAUGUUUUAUCAAUUCUACAAGUGGUGUUGGAAAAUGCGCAUGUGAUUCAGGAUACUAUGGUGAAAAGUGUGAUCAAUUUGAUUGUAAUUCUAUUUCAAAGAGUAGCUCCAAUGUUUGUUCAGGACAUGGUCAAUGUGUAGAUGUCAAUACUUGUUCAUGUGUUAAUGAUCACAUAAAUGGCCAUUAUUAUGGAUCUGAUUGUAAUACAUGUCAUCCUGCCUACACUGGUACAACAUGUACUGAGAGAUAUUGUACCGACUCAACUUGUUUGAAUGGUGGAUCUUGUGGAAGCAACAAUACUUGUGUUUGUACAGGCAAUUUUGAUGGAUUUAUUUGUGAAAAGUGUAAGACUAAUUACUAUGGGUCAAAUUGUGAUAUGUAUUGUAAUGAUCAAACAACUUGUAAUGGUAAUGGUAAUUGUGACGCUACUGGAAAAUGCUCUUGCUAUCAAGAUAGAGAUAAUGGCCACUGGAAUGGAACUUCUUGUAAUGAUUGUAUGAAUGGCUACUUUGGAGGUGACUGUGCAACAUACUUUGGAUCAUUCAAUUCAAGCUAUGUCAAUGAAAUUUAUGCUCAAAUUAAUGAACUAUUUGAUGGAGUUACCCUCAAAUUAUUUGCUCCACCUUCAUACAGUGCAAAUACAGUUCCAUGCUCCAAGUUGAUUCACGGUGAUGACUUGGCAUUGCUUGGUACUGAGCCAAAAUGUUUCUGGACUGAUAAGGCAAAUGGUAAUUUCAAGAUUCAAUUCGAUUAUGAUUUUAGUUUAACAGCAUCAACCAGCGAAGCAUGGAAAGUUACAUUGGGUUUGGGUUUGGGUUUGGGUUUGGGUUUGGGUUUGGGUUUGGGUUUGGGUUUGGGUUUGGGUUUGGGUUUGGGUUUGGGUUUGGGUUUGGGUUUGGGUUUGGGUUUGGGUUUGGGUUUGGGUUUGGGUUUGGGUUUGGGUUUGGGUUUGGGUUUGGGUUUGGGUUUGGGUUUGGGUUUGUGUUUGGGUUUGGGUUUGGGUUUGGGUUUGGGUUUGGGUUUGGGUUUGGGUUUGGGUUUGGGUUUUGGUUUGGGUUUGGGUUUGGGUUUGGGUUUGGGUUUGGGUUUGGGUUUGGGUUUGGGUUUGGGUUUGGGUUUGGGUUUGGGUUUGGGUUUGUGUUUGGGUUUGGGUUUGGGUUUGGGUUUGGGUUUGGGUUUGGGUUUGGGUUUGGGUUUGGGUUUGGGUUUGGGUUUGGGUUUGGGUUUGGGUUUGGGUUUGGGUUUGGGUUUGGGUUUGGGUGGUUGGGUUUGG